Molecule: messenger RNA, 615 nt
Organism: Wyeomyia smithii (pitcher-plant mosquito)
Lineage: Eukaryota; Metazoa; Arthropoda; Insecta; Diptera; Culicidae
Exons: 3
Coding region: 31-570 (179 amino acids)
Source: RefSeq, a predicted model, not a curated record
UUACGUCAGUUAAGGGAGAUUAUUAUUACAAUGUCGUCGAUUGGGUAUAUUGCCUCCGAAGGAAAACAGAUAUUUGAACAAAUCUUUAAUAUGUUUGAUGACCUUAACUCUGAACACAAAUGUUUUGGAAUGCUCAAACGAUAUGACUUGUUAAUGGAACCCAGAGAAUUUUUAAUUAGUAACGAACUACGUGCAGGCGUGUCGCAAAACAAACAAGAAAUCAGCAAUGAUCCCGUAACUGGUUUAUUGAUGCCUAUCAAGUUUCACAUGAAAAAAUAUCUCGAAGCUGAUAAUGUUUUGGAAACAAUUUUGAAAUACCUCGAGCCUUCUAGUGAUGGUUAUAUCCGCAGUUUCGUAGAUGGUACGAUUUGGCAGGAGAGAGUUAACAAUCUCAAAUCCAACGUGGGCGCAAAAAUAGUGCUACCAUUGAAUUUAUUUUUCGAUGAUUUCAAAACAGGAGACACCGCUUCGCCUCACGCCACUCGAACCUCUAUCUGUGGGAUAUAUUAUUAUAUUCCUAGCCUGCCAGGUUAUUUACUAGCGAAACUUGCCAACAUGCAUUCUCAUUGACAUGCUAAUUGAACUAGAGACAGACGGUAUUGAAAUCAACUACAG